GUCGUAUCCUGGGAACGCAUUUCUAACCAUCAUAAAAGCAAAAUGUAAACAAUAUAAAAUAAUUUAUGUAGUAAUUAAAACCAAAGUUUGUAAAAUGAUGGAUAAAAUAGCGAGGUACACAGGAUAUUAUAAAAGUCCAGAUGGAAUUCAAAAUUUUAAAAUCAGGAUUCGAUUGAAGGAAGAAUUAAUGGACGUCAAUGAUGGAGAGGAAAAGUGGCACAUUAAAGAAUUUAUAUGGCAGGAAAAACUAUUCAACAAGGACGAAUUUCUAUAUUACUCAGAUAUCAAAAAUUGUGUAACGGAUUUGGAAAGAAAAUAUUACGAACAGAUUGUUAAUGGCGAAGCUACUAACGAUUCGAUAUUUUACACUUAUAUUAACCAAGAUUAUAGUAAUAUUGAAGAUACUGAGGAAGAUAGAAAACAAACCAGUCUAGAAAAAUUAAUGGACACAUUACAUUUAAGUCAAGAGCGCGAAGGUAUUCAAGAGGAGUACGAGUUUGAGAAAUCCGUUUUAAGUGCUUUAGAUAAUAAAGUAAUACAAAACGAGGUGGAAAAAAUGUUUAUAGUUGCAGAUUUGGGGGAGUAUCUCGAAGACGUCUGGAUAAAAAAUGAAAUAAUUUUAUGUGCUAUUAGAUAUGACAAGAUAUCAAAAACAAUAUCCGUUUUUCCGGAUUUUACCACAACAAAACCAUAUAUUUUGAAAAUUCAUGGUCAUACUCUAAGACAUGUUAAUUAUUUUGUUGAACAUGCGUCUGCUGACAUACCAGAUUCCGAAGCAUUCAAGGAAAAUGAAAUUAUAAGAAAAAUUUCAGAUAAAAAGAUUUCCUUGACAAAAGAAAUUACCGGUGAAGAUUUUUUUUUGCCACCAAAAAACAAAUUAUUCGUAUACCUAUUCUUCGAUAUACUAUCUGCUAAAGGUUUUGAGUAUGAUAAUUUGUUUAUGCAAUAUUUUAUUGAUCUACCUGCCCAUUGGACCUGCGAAAAUCCUGAAACUUUGAGUGGAGUUACUUCGAUGUGUCACAGUAAAGGUGAGGAUGGUAUUGUGUACUAUGGUCACAAUUUUGACGUUGUCUUGGAGUACGAUAUUCAGUCUUUACAGGAUACAACAACUCCGAAAAAUCCUUGUAUCUAUUUUCAAAUAAUUUCAAAAUCAUCUUGGGAACGUUACCGGACUGAAGGGAUUGCCUACCAAUAUUUACCAAUUUCUAGACCUAAUUGUUAUCUAUACGACUUAUCCUGUUAUCGGUUCGAUCCUGGAGAAUGUUCUGGAAAAUUAAGAAGAUACUUUAUUGGUGAUGCUUAUAAUUACAGAGAUGUGAGAUGGGUUGGAUUACCUACAGGUCAAUGUGAUACUAAUACGUUUAACAAAUUCGGCGUAAACACAGUUGGUACAGGAGAAAUGAAAUUUCGAGUCAACGUCCUUCAUCAGUCACAAGCGUUUCUGAAAGAAUUUAAUGAAGGAGACGUUCAAGGAAAAUUCAUUUAUGAAAAAUUGAACUCUUCUAGUUUGAUACGAAGCGUAAAUCAAGUUUUACUGGCUUUCAAGAAGGCAAGAAGAAAAAUGUAUGAAGUUAAAAAACAUUUGUGAGUUUUUAUUUAGAAAUAAAAUAUUUUUUUUUAA
This is a messenger RNA of Psylliodes chrysocephalus, 1621 nucleotides long. The record is from the annotation of a GenBank genome assembly. Lineage: Eukaryota; Metazoa; Arthropoda; Insecta; Coleoptera; Chrysomelidae.